AUGGGAACCAGUCAGCACUGGUCAAGUCCCCACCCGGACUCUUUUUUUUCUGUUCCCAGGAAGUGGAGGGGACUGCCAAACCCCAUCUACCGGAAGUGCCUUUUCGUGAGUGUCUGGGUGUUCUUGCUGCUCUGCGUUCCAAUUCCCGGUUCGACACUGCAACAUGCUUCUGAUUCAGCUCCUCCACUUAGCUGUAAAAAUGCAUUAAUCACAACUGCCUGGUAUCUUCCUGAGCAAGACUUUACAGUGGGACCCAGCAUGCUUCAUUUUAUCCAGAAGUUUUCUCAAGCAUCUUCAAAGAUGUUUAAGUACCCUUUUCCAGUCCGACUAGGAGCCAGCAGAAUAGAAACAUUUUCUCUCAAGACAUGUCACCAACAGAACUUUUCCCCUUUGUUUCCAAGGCCUUGGUUUUUCUCUUCAUUUCCAGUGUAUAUGAGGAAGACACAAUACUAUCACACUUCCCCAUGCAGCUUUAAGAAGCAGAAGCAAGAAGUACUUCCAGCCAAGCCAUCAAGCACCAUCACUUACCUAUUUGACAGCCCAAAGCCAGCAUUAUACAUAACUCUGGGAGGACUAAUUCCCUUUAUUACUCCACCAUUGGUCAUGGUGAUGACAAAGACUUAUAUUCCUGUGUUAGCUUUUACUCAGAUGGCUUAUGGAGCCAGUUUCCUAGCUUUCUUGGGAGGGAUCAGAUGGGGUUUUGCUCUACCAGAAGGUAGUACAGCGAAACCAGACUUCCUCAAUUUAGCUAAUAGUGCAGCUCCUCUUGUGUUUUCAUGGUUUGCUUUCCUUAUUUCUGAAAGACUCAGUGAAGCUAUAGUCACAGUAAUAAUAGGUUUGGGGAUAGCAUUACACAUUGAACUUUUUCUUUUGCCACAUUAUCCCAAUUGGUUCAAAGCCCUUAAGAUAGUAGUCACUUUAGUGGCCUUGUUUUCAUUUAUAAUCACUUUACUAGUUGAAGAUAUUUAUCCAGAGAAAGGACCCAAGAGACCUGGUCAAGUAGAAUAAAUACAAAACUACUUUGUAGAUGACAUGAGCAUGUUGGCUAUAAGCCUUAGAAAGCUGUGUUUUGGCAUCAUCUUUUUCUACUUACCCUGUUUAACAGCUUUUUCCUCCAUCGGUGGUUAUUCUUCACAGAUUUUUUUCAUUUCUAGAAAUCUUUAUUUCAUAGAAAUUACUUGGCAACAGCUUGAAAAUCCCUAACAAGUCAUUUUCACUUUAGAUUACAGUUUUUAGUCUUUAUGAAUUACACAUUUUAAUGUUUUGUUUUGAAUGUAAAAUAAUAAAAACGGAAACCCGUU
Messenger RNA from Lutra lutra (Eurasian river otter), 1301 nucleotides. It is a transcript of the gene TMEM69, whose product is annotated as transmembrane protein 69. The coding region runs from base 1 to 1008 and encodes 335 amino acids. The record is from RefSeq and is a predicted model, not a curated record. The transcript is spliced from 3 exons. NCBI's taxonomy places the organism in Eukaryota, Metazoa, Chordata, Mammalia, Carnivora, Mustelidae.